AUGUUCAUCAAUACACUCGUAGAAGAAAAAAUCCCAGUAAAAGUGUUAAUUGAUACAACAUCUAAAUAUAAUACUAUUAGCAAACACUUAUUCGAUAAGCUUGAAUUUGAUCACAGAUUAGAAGGUAUAGUUGGUGAUGAUCUGAUAGGUGAAGAAAUAAAAGGCUUAGAUUUACAGUUUCAUAUUAAAAGAAAGUGGCAAAGUUUAGGUAAUACUGAACUAAUAGACUUUCAAAUUCACAAAAAUCCAUUAUUCGAUCUGGUGUUGGGGCAAGAUUGGUUAUGGAUGCGUGAAGCAAAAAUAAGCUUUGGACAUUCUCCCAAAACCUGUAUCUGCCAUGCUAAAAUUGUAAUCGAUAGUAUAAGUAUUCUAUUAAUUGAAGAAAAUAGUAAUAAAGCUAGCUCUAGUAAAAAUAACUUAUCUCAUUCUGAAACAGAAAUCGAUAAACCUGAUUUUAAUUUAGAAAAGUUUAUAGAUAUGUUUAAGAAAUUAUCUAUAGAGACUAAUUUAUCCAGUUCUGAUUCAGAAUCUACGGGUUCAGACUGGUACAAUCUUGAUCUAAAAAAAAACCGAAAGAAAUGCAUCUAUAUUACAAAGAAAAAGGUUAUCUCUCCUAGCUGA
Molecule: messenger RNA, 621 nt
Organism: Dentiscutata erythropus
Lineage: Eukaryota; Fungi; Glomeromycota; Glomeromycetes; Diversisporales; Gigasporaceae
Source: the annotation of a GenBank genome assembly